Molecule: messenger RNA, 273 nt
Organism: Penicillium antarcticum
Lineage: Eukaryota; Fungi; Ascomycota; Eurotiomycetes; Eurotiales; Aspergillaceae
Product: DUF2462 domain-containing protein
Exons: 3
Coding region: 1-273 (90 amino acids)
Source: RefSeq, a predicted model, not a curated record
AUGGUUCAAGGAUCCCUGAAGAAGGCUGGACCCGCCACACCUGGUCGGAAGCCCGCUAAGACAACCAGACCCGGUGUGCGAUCAGUUGCACCUAAGAAAGCCAAUCUGAUUAAGCAGCGGAAGUUGACGAAGAAACUCACAUCCGGCCUCGUUGGCAAGACGGAACGCAGUCUCGCGACAAAGGCGGGUCAUCUUGAGAUUCUGGCUGGAGGAAAGAAGGAUCGUCUUCAGAAGGAGAAGAAGAAGGCUCAGGAGGCUGGCAAGAAGGCUUGA